Molecule: messenger RNA, 1782 nt
Organism: Tetrapisispora phaffii CBS 4417
Lineage: Eukaryota; Fungi; Ascomycota; Saccharomycetes; Saccharomycetales; Saccharomycetaceae
Product: catalase
Exons: 1
Coding region: 1-1782 (593 amino acids)
Biological process (GO): response to hydrogen peroxide; hydrogen peroxide catabolic process
Cellular component (GO): mitochondrion; cytoplasm; peroxisome
Molecular function (GO): catalase activity; heme binding
Source: RefSeq, a predicted model, not a curated record
AUGAUUAAUGAGAAUUAUCUUCCAAAGUUUUAUGUUAUGUCUCUUUUCAUUAAUGACUACAGUAAAAAAAAUAUCCUUUUAUUAACUGUUGAGAUGUCUAGCGAAACAAAGAAAGUUUACGCCUUAUCUAACGGAUUUCCAUACUCCCAUAAUCCAUCUAGCUCCAUAGUAGCUAAACCAGAUGGUCCAAUUUUAUUAGAAGAUCUUCAUUUAGUCGAAAAUAUCGCUCAUUUUGUAAGGGAAAGAAUCCCAGAAAGAGUUGUCCAUGCUAAAGGUGGCGGUUGUAAAUUUGAAUUCGAAUUAACUGACUCCUUAAGUGAUAUCACCUAUGCUGCUCCUUACCAGAAUGUUGGUUACAAAUGUCCAGGUAUGAUUCGUGUCUCUGAAGUCACUGAAUCUAUUGGUGGCCCGGAUACUGUAAGAGAUCCAAGAGGUUUUUCUUUUAAGUUAUACACUGACUGGGGUAACCACGAUUGGGUAUUUAAUAACAGUCCAACGUUUUUUAUUAGAGAUGGUGCUAAGUUCCCACAAUUCGUUCACACUCAAAAGAAGGACCCAGAAACUCAUUUGGAUGCAGCUGAAGACUCCACUACCUUUUGGGACUUCUACACCCAAAACUUAGAGAGUAUUCACCAGAUUGUCUACGUUUUAGGUCCAAGAGGUAUUCCGAAGUCCUGGACUGAAAUGAAUGCUUACUCUGGUCAUACUUUCAGAAUGGUUAACGACAAAGGUGAAAUUACAUAUGUUAACUACCAUAUUAAGUCUGAUGAUGGUUUUACUAACUUAACAAACGAAGAGGCUGCUAACUUAGCUGCAACUCGUCCAGAUUUUAACAUUGCUCAAUUGCGUAAGGAUGUUAAGGAUGGUAAGAAUGGUAAGCAACCAAGUUACACUUGUUACCUCCAGACUAUGACUGUAAAACAAGCAGAGGAAUUUAGAUACUCUAUUAAUGAUCUAACCAAAAUCUGGCCACAUAAAGAAUUCCCAUUGAGAAAGUUCGGUAAAAUUACUUUAACUGAAAAUGUUGAAAACUUCUUUCAAGACAUUGAACAAUUAGCUUUCUCUCCAGCCAACACUUGUAUUCCAGGUAUCGAACCAACUAACGAUAACAUUUUGCAAACGAGAUUAUUCGCUUAUGGUGACACGCAACGUUACAGACUGGGUGUUAAUUACCAACAGCUACCAGUUAACAGACCAAGGAACUUAAACGGUGCUACAUCUAACGGUUGUCCAUAUGCCCCCGAUUUGCCAAAAUGCCCAUACGUCUCUUCUAAUUUCCAAAGAGAUGGUGCUGGUUCAUACUUCAACCAAGGUAAUUUGCCAACCUACGUAUCUGGCCAGUCUAAUGCUAAACUUGAAUACAAAGCUUUAAAUGCAGAAGACUUUGCAAAGAACAAAUAUAAGGGUACUGUCACUGAGGCUGACCUAAAAAAGUACAUUGCAGAACAAGAGGCCGCUCGUAUUUCCCAUGAAACCAUUAUUAAUUCCAAAUUACCAGGUUAUAACUCUGUUAGUGGUGUUUCUCCAUUAGAUCUUGAACAGGCCCGGGAUUUAUACGAAAGAAUCUAUACUGAAGAAGAAAAGAAGGAUAUGAUUCAAAAUGUCAUCGAUGGCGCUAGUAACAUUGCAAACUCACAAUUAAAAACUACCAUUUCUCAAUAUUUCGGUUUAUUAAACCCAAAAGCCGGUAAAUCGAUUGCAGAUGGUUUAGGUGUUACAUGGAGUCCAGUUGAUUUUGAAACAUAUGUUAACGAUGUUGUUGGUAGAGCCAGCCCUCAAUAA